Molecule: messenger RNA, 710 nt
Organism: Morus notabilis
Lineage: Eukaryota; Viridiplantae; Streptophyta; Magnoliopsida; Rosales; Moraceae
Product: nudix hydrolase 1
Exons: 2
Coding region: 103-543 (146 amino acids)
Biological process (GO): dGTP catabolic process
Cellular component (GO): cytosol
Molecular function (GO): 8-oxo-7,8-dihydrodeoxyguanosine triphosphate pyrophosphatase activity
Source: RefSeq, a predicted model, not a curated record
AGUUUUCUCAGUAUAAAAAUGAGCGAAACCAAACAGAGGUGGAAAAAGCGAAAGCCGAAGAGUCCCCAGUUUUGUUGUGUUAAAGAUUAGAUUUGAAGAAGAAUGGAAAACGGGAAAGAGGAGCCGGUGCCGAGAGUAGGGGUAGCGGUGUUCUUGUUGAGGGGCAAAACUGUACUUUUGGGAAAGCGUCGCUCCUCCAUCGGUGAUUCCACCUUUGCCCUCCCCGGCGGCCACCUUGAGUUUGGAGAGAGCUUUGAGAAUUGUGCGGCGAGGGAAGUAAAGGAAGAGACUGGUUUGGUCAUUGAGAAGAUGGAGGUCCUCACAGUAACAAACAAUGUCUUUUUGGAAGAGCCAAAACCAUCCCAUUAUGUGGUCAUCUUCAUCCGAGCAGUUCUGAGAGACAGUGACCAAGUGCCUCAAAAUCUUGAGCCUAACAAGUGUGAUGGUUGGGAUUGGUACGACUGGAACAACCUCCCAAAACCUCUCUUUUGGCCUUUGGAGAAAAUGGCGCAGAGCGGUUUCAAUCCCUUCCCAAUUGACUAAAUAAAUGUAACUGCAUUAUUAUGUUGUACGCGUGUCUACCACUACCUUCUUAACUUCUAUGUCUAUCGGAUGCUUUAUGUUUAUUUUUGUACUUAUGUUUUGGGAUCGUGGAAAUAUUCAAGGCUUUCUUUGUAUCUACCGAAGAGAAGUUUGGUUUCAUUAACAGA